AUGAGAUUCGCAAACUUUAUUUCCAAGUUGCUUCCCUGGUUAGUUCUGGCAAAGGCCGCACUUGCACAGAAUACGCUUCAACAGACAUGUACAGGCUUGAAGAGCUUGUCAGCCUGCAAGUUCGAGUUUUCUGUGCCUUAUGGUGUCAACGUGACUAUGAAGACAGUUCCCGAUAAAAAGUAUGACGAGUGCAAGUCCAAGGAGAAAUAUAAGAAGCCUUGCCCUACACCUAAAAAGCCUAAGGCCAUGUGCGAUGCAUGGAGAUGUGUUCCAGGAUGGAUUGAUACAACCAAGCAAGUCAUCACAGGCUUGGAAGUUCUCACCAAAAAGUUCAACCUCUGCGACACUGUCCGAAAGAUCUUGGGUCAGCCCCAAGGCGAUAGCUUCAUCAAGUCUUCCAACGCAAUCUGCCAGUGCUUUCCCCGUAUUGGUGAAUUGAGUGCAACAUCAGGCUUCAAGUCGUUUGACCAGGGUGUUUUAUCGACCGCAGAUUCAAAGGAUGUCAACCAAGUCGUGAAAGUCCAAAAAUGUAUGAAUGAUUCGGGCUUCAAGACAGCUGAUGACCGGGACAAAGUCAGAAAGACCCUCCAGUCCAUGGCAAAGCCCAAGGUGCUUAUCCUCGAGGGGCCUGAGAUCAACGAAGACAGCUAUUCUAAGCUUAUGGCUAUAAGCAAAUCCUGUAAACCAGGGUCCUCAUGUACCGGCAUGCAGAUUCAAGAGACCAUUCAGAACCUUUUUACCCCAUACAUGGCCGACAUUGCCCGGCAGUUCCGAGAGGGGCUGUUCGUUCCGUGGGUUCCCUUUCUCCAAGACCUGCUACUUAUCUCCAACGACUUUAAUCUGGCGUCUCAAAAUCUCGGCUCGCCUUUUAUCAGCUUCCGGUCCAGGUUUGACUAUGCAACACAAACCUCUUGUGUUGAGCUUGGUAGCUGCGAUGGACCUGCGGUGUCCUCGUUUUUCAAGCAAGUCGGCGAUGUAGUUAAGAGCACCCAACUUAUUUACCAUAUGAGUGUCCCGGAAACAUCGAGUAAUCUACUUACAACAUACAUCAAGGAGGCACAGGACGCUAACGAACUCGCCGAAGCACUCCCGGACGAGUCUGCAAGUGCUGAUCUGUUCAGAGGGGGCGAGAUUAAAACUGUUCAAGACCUGUUCAUGUUCGUACCCACCAUCGACCGCACAUUCCUCCUCCAAAGGAAGAUAGGGUGGAUAGUUGACUUUUACGCGGGCUACUCGGCCGAAAACCGAGGUCUUGUUACCUCGACAUACAACUCCCUGGUAUCUGUUGCCGAUUCAAGCUCAUCUGCUAUAGAAUUAGAACUUAACGUCCAAGAACACCCCGAAAACGACAGCUUGCUGCAGCAGAUAAUCAUGAUGAAGUGGAUCAUGAAGGGGGAGAUUCAAGGGCAUCUUUAUACUAUGAAGAGAGCUCUUGAGCGGUACGAUGACUCAAUCGCCAAGUCAUCAUUUGGUCCUGGCAAGUCUGGUGUUGUCAUGGAGCCGAGUGCCAUUAGCUACCAGCGAUGGACCAAGAUUCCCAAGAUGGCGAUGCCUUGCUCGAAGCAAGUCACCAAGACCUUCAAUAAGGCGGGGUUCACUAAGACGUUUUCGUUCACGGAGUAUUCCAAGUGUAUGGUUGAAGGCGCAACUGCAUAUUAUCCCAAGCUUCAGAUCCCUUACAUUCGGUUGGCGUUGUAG
Molecule: messenger RNA, 1698 nt
Organism: Fusarium proliferatum ET1
Lineage: Eukaryota; Fungi; Ascomycota; Sordariomycetes; Hypocreales; Nectriaceae
Exons: 6
Coding region: 1-1698 (565 amino acids)
Source: RefSeq, a predicted model, not a curated record